AUGUCGUCCUACCUGAGCAACCUGCUCACCCACACCACCUCGAAAUACAACUCGCUGCGCCGGACGCUGCUCUCCAGCGAAGACGACGGCGACACUGAGGACGAUACCCACAUCUGCCGAGUGCUGCGCGCAUACUACACCGAGAAAGGACGGCCAUUCCCACCAUGGUUGCCAGCAGACCCCAACGACCGACGAGCAGUGACCCCGCAGCCGUACACGCAGAACUCUGGGUACUUCACCAGCGCCGGAGGGAAGAGUCAAUACGCAGCAGUGCAAAAUUCAGGCGGCAGUAACAGAGGGAGUCUGAGUGAUCUAUGGGAUGCUCCUUCAGGUGGUCAGACAAGUGGUCCAAUGCAACCGCAGAGUCUACGAAAUGCGAGAAGACCUGUAGCACCUGCUCAAGGCAGUAGCAGCACUCUGGCGCCUCCACAAGCCAGACCGUUACCUUCACAAAGAGCAGGCAGCUACCAGAGCAUGGCACCACAACCACCUUCGAGUCGACCUGGAAGUGCUGUCGAUCCCAGUCCGCCGGCAAGCAGCGGUGGUGGAUCAGCGCAAGAGAGGCUUAAGGCGAGGCUGUGGGGUGGAAAUCGAAGUGCAAGUCCGCUGCCAGGCCAAGGUGCGAAUCAAUGUCCAGGUCAGAACCCAUAUGACCAGGCCGGUACGAGUGGUGGGAAUCCGUACGACAGCGGUGGGCGGCGAUACGGGAGGUGA
Molecule: messenger RNA, 714 nt
Organism: Zasmidium cellare ATCC 36951
Lineage: Eukaryota; Fungi; Ascomycota; Dothideomycetes; Mycosphaerellales; Mycosphaerellaceae
Exons: 1
Coding region: 1-714 (237 amino acids)
Source: RefSeq, a predicted model, not a curated record